AUGAGCAACGAUCCACGCCGUGUGUCGCUCUUCAACCGCUGGGCUUCUAAGCAAAACAACGAGCCGAUCUCGGGGUUCGAGGGACUCAACGAGGAAGAAAUUAUGGAGUACAAGGAGGCGUUCAGGCUUUUUGACAAGGUACUUUCUAUAAAGUUCACCUGAUAUCUAUCAAUCGUACUCAGGACGGCAACGGUUCCAUCUCCUGCAAAGAAUUGGGAGUCGCCAUGCGGUCUCUGGGACAGAAUCCCACCGAGCAAGAGCUUCUGGACAUGGUAAACGAGGUGGACAUCGACGGAAGCGGAACGAUCGACUUCGGGGAGUUCUGCCAAAUGAUGAAGAGAAUGAACAAGGAGAACGACAGCGAGAUGAUCCGCGAAGCGUUCCGAGUCUUCGAUCGUGACGGAAACGGAUUCAUCACCGCCGAUGAGUUCCGCUACUUCAUGACCCAUAUGGGGGAGCAGUUCAGCGACCAGGAGGUCGACGAAAUCAUCGCAGAGAUUGACAUUGACGGAGAUGGACAGGUAAGACCAGACGAGAUGUGAUUUGAGUUAGAACAAGAACCGAUUCAGAUUGACUACGAAGAGUUCGCAUCGACGUUCUCCCGCUAG
Caenorhabditis sp. 36 PRJEB53466 is the source of this 608-nucleotide messenger RNA. NCBI's taxonomy places the organism in Eukaryota, Metazoa, Nematoda, Chromadorea, Rhabditida, Rhabditidae. The record is from the annotation of a GenBank genome assembly.